AUCCAAGAUGGAGGGACUCACUGGUUACACAUCAAGUUCGUCAGAAGACGGCGAAAAACACCCCAAAUCCGCUCCAAACCAGUGAUUUAAGUGUGGGGAAAAGUAGAAGAGAAAGCUGAAUUCGCUGUUUACGUCUGACUUCUAACUGCAAGUUUUAUUGGUGAAUGUCAAGAUUUACUACAGCAAAAAUACAAACAUCAACAGUGUCAUUCCUAUAUGUAAUUGAAGUAACCUAGACCACCUCAGGUAUGGAAUCAAGGCCAAAUCCAAUGUCGUUAGGCCCUGAUGGGGAUGUGUCAAAGAGGCUGAGAGCUGACGAUGAUGCAUCCUCCGCUCCAGUGGUCACCAAAAAGACAAGAAGUGAAGAAAGCAAUGAUAACCACAGACAAAUACAUGAAGACUCCAGCCCUGGCCGGGAUAGAAGCCCAGGAUCUGACAGCCAUCAUGAAGAACCCCGAGAGGAUGAGUUUGGUCGGGACCCCCCAGCAUCCCAUCGCCAGGAAGAAGACUCUAAACGCCGAUCUUCAGUCGAUAGACGGCCGAGGUCAAGCCGAGAAUCACCCGAACGGAAACGGCCGUCUAGCCUUGGUCGAGACUCUUCCGAGCGCAGACCGUCUGCUCGUGUCUCUUCCGAUAAUUCGCGAUCCCCUCCACAUAGACGUGACAGCAGUAGACGCUCGCACUCGCCUUCCAGACGCUCUAGCGACGACCGAUCGACUGAUGCGAGAGAUCGACGUGAUCGAAGAAGGAGCUCGUCUCGGGAGAGAAGACCGCCUCGAGACCGUGACCGUGACCGUGAUCGUGAUCGGGACCGAUAUGACCGUGAUCGUGGAAGGCGUGACAGCGAUCGCGAUCGCUAUGACCGUGACAGGGGACGGCGUGACGGUGACCGCGACCGCUACCGUGAUGACAGGAGGGGAAGGCGUGACAGAUUCCGACGUUCACCUGGGCCGUGCACACCUGUGGUCAAAACCCCAGCUGUUCCCGUUCGCGCGCCCACAUCAGAAGAGGUCCAAGCGAAACUAGCGGCGCACGCAGAGGUCUUGCGCCAACAGGCUCAGACCCAGGCCAAAGCAAUCAACAUGCCCGGCUACCUGAACCCUGCGGUGGUCAACCCUCAGCAGUACAAAGUGCAGCAGGAGAAGAAGAAGUUGUUAUGGAGCGGCAAGAAAAAAGAGGCAGCUGCUCCCCCAGGUCAGUGGAGCGCGGCAAGCUACACCUCCGAGAUGGACCCCAAGUUCCGCCGACUGAUGGGUAUCAAGGGGGGAGAAGCGCAAGACUCUCAGCUAGAGAGUACUCCCGCAGCCGCCAAGCCUGAAGGCCAAGGUCAGAGCGAGCUCCUGCACAACCUUGAGAUUGAGUUCGAACGAUCACGUGCCUUUCAGCUGUCGCGAGGUGCUGGCGGAAAAAGCGGCAUAGGGCUCGGCUACCAAGGACCCAAGUUCCCAUGAUACUUUAUGCUAGCGGUAUACCUUAUAGGGCUCGGCUACCAAGGACCCAAGUUCCCAUGAUACCUUAUGCUAGCGGUAUACCUUAUAGGGCUCGGCUACCAAGGACCCAAGUUCCCAUGAUACUUUAUGCUAGCGGUAUACCUUAUAGGGCUCGGCUACCAAGGACCCAAGUUCCCAUGAUACCUUAUGCUAGCGGUAUACCUUAUAGGGCUCGGCUACCAAGGACCCAAGUUCCCAUGAUACCUUAUGCUAGCGGUAUACCUUAUAGGGCUCGGCUACCAAGGACCCAAGUUCCCAUGAUACCUUAUGCUAGCGGUAUACCUUAUAGGGCUCGGCUACCAAGGACCCAAGUUCCCAUGAUACCUUAUGCUAGCGGUAUACCUUAUAGGGCUCGGCUACCAAGGACCCAAGUUCCCAUGAUACCUUAUGCUAGCGGUAUACCUUAUAGGGCUCGGCUACCAAGGACCCAAGUUCCCAUGAUACCUUAUGCUAGCGGUAUACCUUAUAGGGCUCGGCUACCAAGGACCCAAGUUCCCAUGAUACCUUAUGCUAGCGGUAUACCUUAUAAGGAUCGGCUACCAAGUUCCCAUGAUACAUUAUGCUAGCGGUAAAAAGAUAUAUGAUUCUGUUCCGAGCGACCCAAGCCUCCAUGAUUCUUGAUGUCAUGGUGCAGACCAGUAUAGCAGGUUAAGACUUCAUUUCCAGGGGCCUAAUUUCCCAUGAUGCCAUGUUGCUAAGUGGUGCCGUCGGAACAGCGCAGCUUACUGUUCCCAAGGACCCCAUUUCGCAAGGACCCCUAUUCCUAAGGACCCCAUUUCGCAAGGACCCCUAUUCCCAAGGACCCCAAUUUGCAAAGGUCCCAAUUCCCAAGGACCCCAUUUCGCAAGGACCCCAAUUCCCAAGGACCCCAUUUUGCAAGGACCCCUAUUCCCAAGGACCCCAUUUCGCAAGGACCCCUAUUCCCAAGGGCCCCAAUUCGCAAGGACCCCUAUUCCCAAGGACCCAUUUCGCAAGGACCCCUAUUCCCAAGGACCCCAAUUCCCAAGGACCCCAAUUCGCAAGGACCUCAAUUCCCAAGGACCUCAAUUCCCAAGGACCCCAAUUCACAAGGACCCCAUUUCGCAAGUACCCCUAUUCCCAAGGACCCCCAUUCGCACUGACCCCAUUUCCCAAGGACCCCAACUCGCAAGGACCCCAAUUCCCAAGGACCCCAACUGGCAUGGACCCCAUUUCCCAAGGACCCCAAUUCGCACGGACCCCAAUUCGCAAGGACCCCAACUCGCAAUGCCGUAUGCCCCCGAACUCCCUUGUUGCCUCGCUUUUUGACGGGGCUAUUACACCCCUUGGUGAGGAAAUGCAAUCGCACUGAUUGAUUACAAGUGUUUUUUUACACUCGUUACCUGUCACAAUGCCGCGAGUUUUUUUUUCUUCUAAUUUUCUGUUAUGGAUAGAAUAGUCUUGUCUACUUUCUGGAUUCCUUUUUAAAUUGUAUCUUAUUUAUUUAAAAUGCCCCUGACACUGUUAUAACUACCAGGAGAGUAGAGAGGGAGGAAGUAAAUAUUGAGCAAGUGGAAAAGUACUAUUUUAUUCGGUGUUUAGGUACUGAAUAAAUAUAUAUCCAUAGUUUUCUAAGCACGCUUAUACUUAGAAAGAUCAAUAAAAUAUCAGUGUGUUAUUAAA
Messenger RNA from Nematostella vectensis (starlet sea anemone), 3131 nucleotides. Its product is annotated as serine/threonine-protein kinase fray2. Gene Ontology annotation, cellular component: heterochromatin. The transcript has 9 exons. The record is from RefSeq and is a predicted model, not a curated record. Gene Ontology annotation, molecular function: DNA binding. The coding region runs from base 249 to 1451 and encodes 400 amino acids. Lineage: Eukaryota; Metazoa; Cnidaria; Anthozoa; Actiniaria; Edwardsiidae. Gene Ontology annotation, biological process: rDNA heterochromatin formation.